Molecule: messenger RNA, 3873 nt
Organism: Drosophila ficusphila
Lineage: Eukaryota; Metazoa; Arthropoda; Insecta; Diptera; Drosophilidae
Product: putative ATP-dependent RNA helicase BoYb
Exons: 3
Coding region: 524-3799 (1091 amino acids)
Biological process (GO): germ-line stem cell division; transposable element silencing
Molecular function (GO): nucleic acid binding; ATP binding
Source: RefSeq, a predicted model, not a curated record
AAAAAAACAUUUUUAAUGAGAAGUUCCCACCUUAAUUUCUUAUUGUUAAAAUAUGAUUGACGGAUGGUCGGAUAGAAUGUACAGAUUGGAAAAUUGACGUCUGGAGGGAUGGACGGAUUGACGGAUGACCGGAUAGACGAAAUGCUGGAUGAACGGUAUCCGGUUCCCUGUUCUUUCAACAAACAAUAAAACAAGCUGCUAAUCUUUAAAUAAUUAUAAUGGUUAAUUGGUUAUAAUGGUUAAUUGGUUAUAAUGGUUAAUUGGUUAUAAUGGUUAAUCUUAUCUUUAAAUGAAACUUUACUGACGUUCACAGGCGAUUCGCUGAUAAGUACGAUUUUAUUAAUAUUUAUAGGUAUCAUAACACUAAAUCUGACUAUUCUAAAAACUCUUAAAUUUGCGUAUCACUUCUUUUGAUACUGUAUACACAUUUUAAAGCUUAAUCAAUUAGCGGUUGGGUUCUUUUUCAGUGGUGAUAUAGCCGACGAGUGGGUUAUAAAUAUGUACAUAUGUAUAUUCCUCCAAAAUGGGAUGUAUUUGCGAUGACAAACUGUCGAAAAUAAUGGACAACUUUAAAGACACCUGGGAGAGGAUCACCAACAGCAGCACUGCCAGCGGGGAGGGUAUCAACUACGAGGGAGUCGACUGUGUACUGCGACCACUAAAGGGAACCAUCUGCUCCGAGUAUGUGGUGGCGCACGGAAGGUACCCUCUGCGUCCCGUCCGCAAUUUCGGCGAGGUCUGCCUGCUGCCGCACAUCCUGGAAUCGAUGCAUAAGCUGGGCCUGAACAAACUGCUCCGCCUGCAGAGCUACACUUGGCCGCAUUUGGUCAAAGGAGCGGGCAGAGGGGCGAUGAUCGUUGGGUCUCCAUGCUGUGGGCGCACGUUAUCGUACUUACCAGUCGUUUGCCAUGCUGUUUGCGAGGACCUUAAGGAGAACACUAACCCUCUCGGGUUUCUAGAGACAGGGGCCUGGCAACCUGAUGAGUACGGCCCCAGAGCCUUGAUUGUGGUCCCCGAUUUGCAGCGCGUUCUCCAGGUGAGCGCCCUGUGCCACGCCCUGCUGCGCAAUACAAAGAAGGAGGAUUGGUUCACACUCACCCUUAAUGUAUCCACGACCAAGAGCUCGGAGUUCUUCCUGAGGCUCCUCAACGGAGUGGGCUGCCUGGUGGCCACUCCUGCGCAGCUGGCCUGGUUCUGGCAGGAGCAUCCCGGCCUGAUGCGCUUUCCACGCCUCCGGUUUCUAGUUUAUGACGACGUGGACCUGAUGUCCGAAGAGCAGCUAACUGGUGCACAACAGGUUAUUCAGGAGAUUCUUCCCCUCACAAACCACCCGCAGGUGGUGAUGGUUUCCCAGCAGUACAGACCCAAGCUAAUGGCCGAAUUGAAAGCAGUUAACGAUGACCCGGCUCUUGUGUUCGGUGACAUCCUGGAGGCAGCUCUAUACGGCGGAACUCGCAUACGGAUUUCCAUUUCCUGCUCUUCGGCCAAAAGCAGGGCGGUGGUCAAAACGCUACAGCAGUGUCCGCCGAAAGAUUUCCGCACGGUGAUCUUCUGCACCAAUGACACGGACAUUCAGCACCUAGCGGUGGCUCUGGAGGAUCAGGGCUACGACUGCCUACGCUACUUCCAGACCUCGGGAGUGACGGUGCACGAGAGGGUGCUGAGCUGGCAGGCAAAUAACUGCGGCGCGAUCCUGCUGUGCUCCGAUAGCUGCCCGGAGCUGAUCAUCCGGGACGCGCACACCUUGAUCCACUACAGCAUGAGCAGAUCGUGGAGCCAGUUCAAACUGAGGCACCUCGUGCUGUCCGAGAACCUAAGCAACCACCUCGCUUCCUCGGCAAGUCCCUUAAAAAGGCAACUGCAAUCGCUGGUGCUCCUCGACGACAACAAUCACCGGGAACUGCCACGUCUUGUGGACUUUCUUCAGGUCCACCAAGUGGUGGACCCCGCCGUGUUGGCGGUGGCCAAGCGCGUGAGGCAGGAGAUGGACAAUGCCAAUAACGAAAAGGUGACCCUCUGCAGCCAGAUCCUAACGGUGGGCAAAUGCUAUAAGCCCGUCUGCAAGGAUCGCCAUCACUUAUCGGCUUCGGACAGGUGUCCGGAUUAUAUGCCCGCGUCCGGAGACGUCAAGCUCCAAUUGGUCCAGGUCUACUCGCCAACACACUUUUGUGUCCGGCUACUGGAGCACAUGCCUCCAAACGGCACCUGGCAGCUGCUGCCCAAUGCUGCAGUGCAGCAAAUGCGCAUGCAGUUAGUGCAGGAGCAGGAUCCCCGACGCCACUGGCCUCCGGUGGUCGGGGACAUCUGCAUGUACCACAGCAAGUUCACCAAGGAAAGGGUUCGCGUGCUGAAAGUAGCGACCAUAGAAAACCUUCAAGUGGUCCAAUCCGAUUUGUCGGUGGAGGUUCAAGGCCUGGAUGUGGACACGCGCAUCACCGUCACCACUUGUGGCCAACUCUUCGACUGCCCGGAGGCAGUGCAGCGGGAGCCGCCGUUGGCCUGUGAUCUCCGGCUUUUCGGCCUGGUGCCUCAUUCUGGGGAGCGCAGCUGGACCGCAGAGAGUAAGCGGGAUGUCAGGUACAUGCUGUCUCAGUUGCCCAAGGAUCACUUCCUUCAGGCCAAAAUCGAGUUCGCCGCCGCUGGCACUCUCUUCGUUCGGGAUCUGGUGGCCAUCGUGUUCGCCAACCAAAUCAAGCUGCAUCUGCGGUAUUUGUGUCUCGCAAAGAAGCUGAUAGACAUCAGCUUGGCCAAAAGAUGUGUGCAAGCGACCGAAGGGAUUAGGGAUUUCUUCAAGGAGGUGUUAAUUGAUGUUAAAGAAGAAGAAAACCUGCUAGAGGAGAAUGAGGUGAAAAAUAAGUUGAAGGAAGAGUGCCUAGCACUGUGCACGUUGCAGAGCAAGCCCGUCUUGAGUGGCAGAUGUCAACGACUGGUGAAGUUGGCUCUCGAGAUGGGCAGGGAGAACGAUUUACAGCGGAUACAGCGCGGAGCCGGGUCUGGAAUUGGAGAGGAGCUCUCUGAUAAGAUGACGAACCUCUCCGUCAGGAGAAAGGAAAACACCGGGGCUAACUCCGAGAAUAAUCAGGUGGCCCAUCUGUACGAGUGUGUGAGGAAGUGCGCCCUCCUUCAGCUGGAAGAUAAGAAGGAGCAGCCAAAAGAAUCCGAUCAAAACUCCAACGAUCCAGUUGAAUUUCUCAAGCAGGUCUUGAGCACUAAGACCCGUAGUAUCAAACGGAAACCCAAGAAGAAUAAUAGGGCAAGUGCUGGCAAACCAGCUAAAGAACUAUCUAACCAUUUCCAGAUGGAGAUUGAACUACCACUCAAUGUUGUACGUCCGCCGGUGACCUACUAUCAGACCAUUAGUACGUUGGAGCUGCAGGUGUUCCUACCAGACGAUGAUCAAGAGUACAGUUGUUUCCUGCAGGAACCACAGAUAUUCUUCAGGGGUACCUCCAAGUCCUCGAAUCUGAUACAGCAGUUCGUUCUGACUCUGGAGUUUCCUUGCAGGAGUCUGCGCCAUUACAUCCGCGGGCGCACGGUGUAUAUUAGCGCCACUAAGGAGAUAGCUCGCUACUGUCCAUUGGCCUUCGGCGAGUACCGCUUCCUCAAGCCCAACUACGAUAUGAUUAAUAAGGUUGAUGACCACCAGCAGAAGGCAAAGUCCCGAUUGAUUCGCUUCCUGCAGGAUUUAGGUUAUGCGAAGCCAAAAGCCAGAUCGCAGGAAGCGAGCGAGGAAAGUGAGGACGAAGAGCCUAACCUGGUUGGAGUCGAGUGCGGGGACAACCGUAUUUUAUACGACUAAUAAAGGGGAAAAAAUGAAAUAUUUUAAGAUUAGAUAUUCUAGAUGUAGAUAUUUUAUAACCCUUGCAGAGGGUA